ACCCCCGGUGCCCUCCCGACCUCCCUUCCGGCCCCGCGGUAGCGCGCCGGCGCCUCGGGGCCGCUAGUUCCGCGCGUCCCUGCAUGGAGGGAGGCGCGCCCGGACGCGUCCCCGGCCCGGCAGUGACCUCCCCGGCCCCGCGGCAGCUGUCAGAUUGAAGUGCGUGAACUCAGAUAUAACUCAAGCUUGUUAGAGGACUUUUAAAAAAUAGGCUUAUUCGGUGUAUGAAAGCAAGUUACUGCUGCUUACCACCGUCCAGAGACUUACAGGUGCUUGCCUGCAUUGCAAUAAAGGACUCAUCUAUUGAGCAAGACUUCUAUUUAUCUCUUCGUUUUGGAGAGCCUAAUAAACUGUUAUUACAGUUUCUCUACUGACUUUCAAAGUUUUGAAGUUUGAAAGAGACACCUUUGCAAUUACACAGCAUGAGCACGGCCAGAACAGAGAACCCUGUUAUAAUGGGUCUGUCCAGUCAAAAUGGUCAGCUGAGAGGCCCUGUGAAACCCAGUGGUGGCCCUGGAGGAGGGGGUACACCCACACAGCAACAGAUGAACCCGUUGAAAAAUACCAACACAAUCAAUAAUGGCACUCAACAGCAAGCACAGAGCAUGACCACCACUAUUAAACCUGGUGAUGACUGGAAAAAGACUUUAAAACUCCCUCCAAAGGAUCUAAGAAUCAAAACUUCGGAUGUGACAUCCACAAAAGGAAAUGAGUUUGAAGAUUACUGUUUAAAACGGGAGUUACUGAUGGGGAUUUUUGAAAUGGGCUGGGAAAAGCCAUCUCCAAUUCAGGAGGAGAGCAUUCCCAUUGCUUUAUCUGGUAGGGAUAUCCUAGCUAGAGCAAAAAAUGGAACAGGCAAGAGCGGUGCCUACCUCAUUCCCUUACUUGAACGGCUAGACCUGAAGAAGGACAAUAUACAAGCAAUGGUGAUUGUUCCCACUAGAGAACUUGCUCUACAGGUCAGUCAAAUUUGCAUCCAGGUCAGCAAACACAUGGGAGGGGCUAAAGUGAUGGCAACCACAGGAGGAACCAAUUUACGAGAUGAUAUAAUGAGGCUUGAUGAUACAGUGCAUGUGGUGAUUGCUACCCCUGGCAGAAUUCUGGAUCUUAUCAAGAAGGGAGUAGCGAAGGUCGAUCAUGUCCAGAUGAUAGUAUUGGAUGAGGCAGAUAAAUUGCUGUCACAAGAUUUUGUGCAGAUAAUGGAGGAUAUUAUUCUCACGCUACCUAAAAACAGGCAGAUUUUACUCUAUUCCGCUACUUUCCCUCUUAGUGUACAAAAGUUUAUGAAUUCCCAUUUGCAGAAACCCUAUGAGAUUAACCUGAUGGAGGAACUGACUCUGAAGGGAGUAACCCAGUACUAUGCUUAUGUAACUGAGCGCCAGAAAGUACACUGCCUCAACACACUUUUCUCCAGGCUUCAGAUAAACCAGUCAAUCAUUUUCUGCAACUCCUCUCAGCGAGUUGAAUUGUUAGCCAAGAAGAUUUCUCAGCUGGGUUAUUCUUGCUUCUAUAUCCAUGCUAAAAUGAGGCAGGAACAUCGAAAUCGUGUAUUUCAUGAUUUCCGAAAUGGCUUAUGCCGCAAUCUUGUUUGCACUGAUCUGUUUACCCGAGGUAUUGAUAUACAAGCUGUGAAUGUGGUAAUAAACUUCGACUUCCCAAAGUUGGCAGAGACCUAUCUUCAUCGUAUUGGAAGAUCAGGUCGCUUUGGUCAUCUUGGCUUAGCCAUCAACUUGAUCACAUAUGAUGAUCGCUUCAACCUGAAAAGUAUUGAGGAGCAGCUGGGAACCGAAAUUAAACCCAUCCCAAGCAACAUCGACAAGAGCCUGUAUGUGGCAGAAUACCACAGCGAGCCUGUAGAAGAUGAGAAACCUUAACAAGCAUGCAUUGACAACAGAAGGCUCCUUUGGAUCUGCGACUUAAUGCUUUUUGGGUGGGAUGCUCUUCUCUUGUGGGUUUUUCAUCUUUUAUUUUGGAACUAUGAAGACUUAAACAGACGUUUUUCUUUUUGUUUUAACUGGUGAAGAGAAAGAAACGGAAAAGAAGAACUCUACCUUUUUGUUCCACUUGUUUGCACUGUGCCGACUGAACAUUAGUUGCACUAACUGCUGGUUUUUAAAAAAUGUUUCCUGGGGAACGGGGACAAGAAAGGAGGAAAGAAGAGAAAGGGAGAAACCCUAAAAAGAGAAGAAUGUUGAUGAACACACAAGCUUGUCUGCAUCUUCAGAAUUCUCCAACAGCUGUCUCUCGAGUGCAUUUCAACUUCUCCCUGAUUAGUCAUCCGUUUUUAAGCCUGAAGAGCUUAUUACUUAUUUGUGCGAAGUGCCUUAUGCUAUGAGACCAUUCAGAAUAUCAUCCUUUAGACACAGCCCAAGGAAUCAACAAAGUAAUUUCUUUUCUCUUUAAAAUUUUGUCUGUUCAUUUGGUUUCAAGUUAUAAAGUGUCUCUCUUCCUGUUCUACUCAAGCCCAGGGCUGGAAGAUGAAUCUUACUAGUAACGUUAACACCACUUUCUUUUUCUCUAUGUGGAGGAGUUGAUAUGCAACUGCAGUUCAUCCGCACUGUAAAUACAUGUAUUUAAAAAAAAAAUCAAUCCCAAGUAAAGAUUUCUUCUGGGCUGAGUAGAUACAACAUCAUUGCUCCCAAAGGAAAGAGCAGUCUAUCAUUGCAGGAGCCAUAUGACAGGCCUUUGUGCUCUAUAGCAGAACACUAAAGACUGGUUUACAUACGUCUCCAUUAGCAGUAUGGCACUUGAUGUGUAGACAUGUCAGAGCCUUGACCCUCUUUCCUCUGUGGCAAAGCGUGUCCCAUAGAAAAUUGGGUGUGUAUACUUGUAUAAACUUUGUAAAUAAGUUUUUUUCUGGGUUCAUAUAUAUAUAUAUAUACAUAUAUAUAUAUUAUUUUUUUUUUGGAUGAAGGUUGCUGGGAUUAAGGGGAUUAGAGUGAUUAUGGGAGCAGCUAAAGAUGAGAGGGGCUCAGUUUCCUGCAACACUAAGUUCUAAAAAGUACUUUGGCCUCUUGCUGUAGAGAGCAGGCAUCUGUUGUGAGGGCCCAGAUGUCCGGGGUGCCCUGUUUGCUUGCUGUCCCAGUACAUUUAAAAUAAGUCUUAACCAGAAAGCAAGGAAGCUUCAAAUAACUAUGAUUCGAGAUUGUUCUUUACGAAGGUCUCUGAUUUGGCUUCUCCUUUUCUAAGAGAAGAACUUUACAAACUCUGCCAAAGGAUAAUCUUGGAGUGCGGGGAUUCUGUUGAGUGGCAGUGUCUGAACAGAGUGUACUGGAAGGGAUGGGUUCAAGUUUGAGCUUACUAGCCAGAGUUGGCUUUGGUAAGGAUAGCAGAUUGGGGCUUAGUUUUCUGUGGCUCAUCUGUAGUGUAUACAUGUGUUGCCCUCUGCCCAUCUUUAUAGAAAAACUUUGGCAGGAAUGGGCAAUCCCUAAGAGCUGGUAACUCAUACUACAGAAAACUGCUUGCAUCCUCUUGCAUUUUGACAAGAACUGUUGCCUGUCAUUUUGCAUUGUAAAUUGCUGGCAGAUAUUUUACAGUCAAUAGUGUUGCUUUAAAUUGUGCCCCUCCCAACAUGCUUGAUGUUUGGCCUGAUCUCCAGGCAAAAGGAGUGAGAUGAAUCAAAACCAGUGAACUUUUUUUAAAAAAAAAUGUUUUUAAUUCCCUUUUAACCCAGUGUACUAGGUCAAUCAGGAGGCAUCUAGAGAACAAAAAAAGAAAAAGCAAAAAAUAAAUUUAAAAGGUUGAUUUCUAUAUUCCCAUUGUAUUCAGAACCUUACUAGAAGAAAAUUCCUGCAUAUGCUUUGUGCUUAACUCAUCUGGAUAAAGAAAUCAGUUAUUCAAAGUUGCUUUUUUGACUCUGCCUAGUUGUAAGCAAAACUUUGUGACUUGCCCAAAAUUCCUUGAGGAUCAAAAUCCUGCAGAUGCCUCCUGAUCAGACAUAGCCCUAACUCCUUAACUGUAGCCAGAGCUGCACAGUGCACAUCCCCAAAAGAGCAAGUUCCUUUAUCUGGAAUCCCAAGUCAUAGAUGCUCUAUCAGGUCAGCGUUGGUUACUAAAUGCAAACCUAAUUGAAGAAAAGGACCUUUUCGGGGCGGGAGGAGGGGGGGUUGUCAACUUUUGGCCAACAAUCUUACCUUGUACUGAUGCAGCUCUCUUGUGCCCCCCCCCCUCCCUGGCGAGAUAGGAGAGAGAUCGUUUAUGUAGAACACAAAGUAUAAAUCCAUUUUGUAUCUCGCCUGGGAAUGAGGGGAGACUAAACAAAAAGUGCAGUCAUCUUUGCCAACCUUAGACUGCUCUGCCUGGUGCCACAGUGCUGUGGUCCCUCUUAAAGCACAGACUUGAAAGUAUUACUGAAGUGUAGCCUCUGAGGAGGAGAGGCUCAUCACUCAACUAUCUGGGAUACCGUGGUUGGUUGGAGGCAAGCUGCCCAGUUUGGUACUUGAGUCGGAUAGGAACCGCUACGUGGAAAGAUGCUCUGAAGACCGGGACCAAGCCUGGUCUUUUUUUUUUUUUUUUUUUUUUAAUCCCUUACAAUAAGGAACAUUAUUAUUAUUGGAAAUCGUCCUCAGAUUCUUUACAGCAUUGGGUUUUUGUUUUUUCUUUUAAGUGAUGGUUAUAUAUGUUUCCAGUGGUUGAUUUGGAUGGAACUGCGUUCUGUUUUUAAAAGCUAGAUCCAAUCCAGAGUUUCGCCUCUGCCAUGCAGCUGUUAGAUACCUGCUGCCUCUAGAGGCCUGUUUUUUUUCUCUCCCCUAAGUUCUAAAGGUGAAAGCUUCACUGCCUUUCUCUUAGGAGGGGGAUAAGUUCAUGUUAAUGUGAUCUUUCAUGAAAGGAAAUAUGGGAACGGAAAACCUAAGCUUAUUUUUUCCAGUAGGCUCCAGCAUCAUAACAUUGGGUUGACCCAAGGGUUGGGGAGGGGUGGGUGGGUGGCCAUCAUACUUGUUUUUAUAAAGAAUGAGAUGGGAGCAUCUUUCCUCUGCCACUGGCUUUGUGCUUGAUACCAUUAUGUUGGGUUAGAACAAGACAGCUUGGCACAAAGCUUUGGGCACAAAUUACUGAAACCAAAACAUCUCAUUCUGAAUACUUGGUUUGAUUUUCUUUUUUUUUUUUUUUUCAAUAGGGGUGGGAGGGAGGAUACUACAACCCAAAAGGGAGGGUGUCUGCACUAAGGAUUUAGAAACACUUUGGAAGCUCAUAACCUCAUCAGAAACUGCCUUUAGCCACACUCCGACCUUCUAGAUGAGUAACAGAAAGAUUAAAUGAGUUAUUGGGAAUUAAGCCAUGUUAUUUUAAUUUGCUACAUUUUUCACCUUUUCAUGGAUCUUUAAAAUUUUUAUCGUGGAAUCAUUUUUCUUGCCAAAAUACAUUGAUAAGCAAAAUUACUGGCCUCAUGGGAGCUGAAGUAAAUCAGCUUUUUGGUGAACUUACGUGGACUUUGGUGAGUUUAUAGUUCUGCUUUAUAUUCAUAAAGAAAUUUUAAAACUCCCAGAGAAAAUCAACUCUCUGAUGUAGAAACUCAUCUUGGGAGUAAAGAGUUAAGUGUCCAAAGGUUGUAACAGUUUAUGAGGUCGAGGGAGCUAGCCUGGCGCCCGGACUCUGCCCUCCACAGCUGACAGAUUCCAACAGAAGUGUAUUUAAAUUCUCCAGUAGACAAUGCAGGGCAGGGCAGGGGUGGGGGUAGAGCCAGGCAAUUGAGAUACAGUCUGCUGUAUUUUAACCAGUGGUUGUUGGGGAGGGGUGCGUGGAUAAAACAAAAUUACUUCCCUUUUUUGGAAUAAACUUGAAAAAUGUAAUUUGUUCAGCAAAAAUGGGAGAAAAUUCUAAUGUCCCUAGCCACAAGGGACCAGUUCCACUGGGGAGGGAGCAGUGGGAACUCAAAAUUUUGAAACCAUUUUGGGGAAAGGGAAAAUUGGCUUUGUGUUAAUUGGUAGAUGUUCCAGUGGGCUCUGUUUUCGUUGGGAUGUGUUAUGUUUUAUGUACACGUAUAUGGACCAGAGUCGAUAAGGUUAAAAAAAGAUGGUUGGUAAAAUCUUGAUUUCUUUUUUCAAUCUCAAUAAAAGCCCACUGGAACUCCA
Perognathus longimembris pacificus (Pacific pocket mouse) is the source of this 6071-nucleotide messenger RNA. RefSeq names its product DEAD-box helicase 6 (gene Ddx6). Lineage: Eukaryota; Metazoa; Chordata; Mammalia; Rodentia; Heteromyidae. The transcript has 14 exons. The record is from RefSeq and is a predicted model, not a curated record. Gene Ontology annotation, molecular function: mRNA binding; ATP binding; RNA helicase activity. Gene Ontology annotation, cellular component: P-body; cytoplasmic stress granule. Bases 423 to 1874 code for a protein of 483 amino acids. Gene Ontology annotation, biological process: P-body assembly; cytoplasmic stress granule assembly.